CUCUCAGUCUCCAUUCUAGAUCAGAUUCGGAGACUCUCUCAGUCUCUCACUCUCUCAGUCUCCAUCCUAGAUCACUCUCUCAUUCUCUCAGUCUCCAUCCUAUCUUAGAUUCGAAGACGAUUCUGACUCUCUCAGGCUCUCAGCCCAGACAAGCGAGACGAACCCAGACGAGCGAGCGAGACGAACCCAGAACGGGCGAGCGAGACGAACCCAGAACGGGCGAGCGAGACGAACCCAGAACGGGCGAGCGAGACGAACCCAGAACGGGCGAGCGAGACGAACCCAGAACGAGCGAGCGAGACGAACCCAGACGAGCGAGCGAGACGAACCCAGAACGAGCGAGCGAGACGAACCCAGAAACAUCUCGUCUUCGAUUUGUGUUGGCCAUCUGCGAUUUGGUUGAUACAACUCUGCCUGGGACUUGGUUGAUGCAGAUCCGUCUGCGAUUUGGUCAAUGUAAGCUUUCAAUCCUUUCAUUUUUCUCGCUAUACUCUCAUCACUCUGCAAUUUACCGUGUGCGUAACUGCUGGUUUUCUUGUUUGAGAUGUUUAUAAAAAAUGGGAAUGGUGGAACAAGGCUAAGGGCAAGUACCCUUCCAUGCCACUCAAGUCUCCGACCGAAGAUGACUAUUUGGGUAUUUACAGCAUUAUGUUUUGGACUCUUACCCUCAUUGGGGUUGUCAAAUAUGCAUGGUUAUUGGAGAUGGCAUUCUUACACCUGCAAUAUCUGUUUUGUCAGCAAUGGAUGGAGUAAGGGCAGCUUUUCCAUCUAUCAAAUCAUCUGUUGUGGAAGCGCUUUCUGCAGUAGUCCUUAUCCUUCUUUUUUUUAUUACAAAAGUUUGGCACAUCUCGAGUGAGCUUCCUAUUUUCCCCCAUUAUGGGUGCAUGGACUUUGAGUACCCCGCUCGUAGGAAUUUAUAGCAUCAUAAAUCAUUAUCCAAGCAUAUUCAAGGCCAUAUCACCACACUAUAUCUUCCGUUUCUUUUGGAGAAACGGUAAGGAAGGCUGGUUGUUGCUUAGUGGAACUGUCCUUUGCAUCACAGGGUCCGAGGCAUUGUUUGCAGAUCUUGGUCAUUUCAACCGAAGCUCCAUUCAGAUAGCUUUCUUGUUUACCAUCUAUCCUUCUCUGGUUCUGACAUAUGCGGGGCAGACAGCAUACCUGAUCAAGAAUCCAAAUGAUCAUAAUGAUGGAUUCUAUAAGUUUAUACCAACUACUAUCUACUGGCCUAUCUUUAUCAUAUCUACAUUAGCUGCAAUAGUUGCAAGCCAGUCUCUGAUAUCAGCCACGUUUUCGGUAAUCAAGCAAUCUGUAGUACUUGAUUAUUUCCCUCGAGUGAAGGUUGUGCACACAUCCCCUAGCAAAGAAGGCGAGGUUUACUCCCCUGAAGUCAAUUACAUUCUCAUGGUUCUCUGUGUUGCUGUCAUACUUAUAUUUGGGGAUGGAAAAGACAUAGGAAAUGCAUUUGGUGUUGUUGUCAGCUUAGUCAUGCUCAUCACCACAAUAUUACUAACACCGCUACAUCAAAGAUUACAUCCAAGAACCUGAGACCUUAAUGUCACAAUUACUUCAAACCCUCCAAGAAAUAAAAAAGAAAAAAUAAUGAAAAUUAAACAAAUAAUUGUUAAGCUGUGAUUCUUGUCAUCAUCAGGCUUGAGGCUUCAGUUCCAGCCAGACCUGGCAACUCGUGAUCGAACAAGACCAGCAGCUCAGCUCUAGAGAGAGCUCUUGAGCUGCUGGCCUUGUGAAUUAAACUAUUCAGAUCCAUUGUCCAUACAUAAAUUACGAUAGGAACUGCGCACAGUAUCAGACAGCUCAGAGAAACAUAUAUACCCUUCUUCAGAUAUUCAGUUUUAUUAUUAUUAUUUUUCACAUCGCCGAUCACAGGCGAGAGAUAUAUGAGUUAUGAGGGAAGUGGGAAUUAACUACUAUGGGAGCUCGCGAUGACGAUGAUUUCGGAGAUUUACUCUUUCUGGAAUCUUUUGAGGAAGGAGCUUUCGCAACACCAGCAUUUCCUGCAUUAUCAGAAACCUGUGGCGAUGAUGAAGGGAUGAAGCAACUUAGAAGAGCUGAAAAAAUGGCCAUUAGUUGGUAAUUUGUAGUACGUGGUUUUAGCUGAUCGAGCAAUUGAUCAAGUAGUACAGAAAUGAAUUGGCAAAAGAUCGGUACGGUAUAGCAGAAGACAAUAGUUCUGAGAGGAAGAUAUGAAUUUGAUUGAUGAUGAUCAGGCUAAAAUAUUUGGGUUGGUAACUAGCAGCGAUGUCGUUCACUUAUUUAUAGAGAUGGAUCCAGAGAUUACUUGCUUAAUUGUUGAUUACCUUGCAGGGGAAGCUAGUCAAAUGAAGGACCAUGUGUUGUCGUUAUUAAUUUAAUUAUAUAGAUGAUGCUUCUGUUCACUUUCA
Molecule: messenger RNA, 2399 nt
Organism: Rosa chinensis
Lineage: Eukaryota; Viridiplantae; Streptophyta; Magnoliopsida; Rosales; Rosaceae
Product: probable potassium transporter 4
Exons: 6
Coding region: 877-1545 (222 amino acids)
Biological process (GO): potassium ion transmembrane transport
Cellular component (GO): membrane
Molecular function (GO): potassium ion transmembrane transporter activity
Source: RefSeq, a predicted model, not a curated record